This is a messenger RNA of Penaeus vannamei (Pacific white shrimp), 1330 nucleotides long. The record is from RefSeq and is a predicted model, not a curated record. NCBI's taxonomy places the organism in Eukaryota, Metazoa, Arthropoda, Malacostraca, Decapoda, Penaeidae.
AUUGUGGUACCAACAGAGAGGAUUCCUCCAGGAGUUGGGUACCACACCUCAGUCUCCGCCUUAGGUACUUUGCAAGCUUCUCAGCAUAAAGGACAAAGUGUAGAGCUCAUAACAGAAGAUAUAGAAUUAAUUGGUGGACCGCAAAUAGAGAACUACCCUUUCAAAGCAAGGAAAAGACAUUCACAAGAUUAUAUUCGCCAGUACUUGCACUUGAGAGCAAGAACUAAUACUUUUAGUUCUAUUCUGCGAGUGAGAUCACAGGCAAAGAUGGCAAUGCAAGAGUACUUCAACAAGGAACAUUUUAUCAACAUUGACACACCAAUUUUGACAGCUAAUGACUGUGAAGGUGGUGGAGAAGUAUUUAUGGUUCAGCCCCUUUUUGCAGAAGUUGGUUCGCAUGAGUCACUCUCAACAAAGUAUUUUGGUCAUCCAGCAUACUUGACUGUAUCAGGCCAGCUGCAUCUAGAGGCCAUGGCAAGUGGUUUAUCGAAGGUGUAUAAUUUCAAUCCAGCUUUCCGAGCUGAGAAUUCCCAAACACGGCGACAUCUGGCUGAAUUCUGGAUGGUUGAAGCAGAGGAAGCCUUUCUCAGUGGGCCUGAAGGUCUACAAAACCUUAUGAAUAGGAUAGAGGAUCUCUUGAAAGCCUCCAUUCAGUGUGUUCUGGAUAAGAGUGAAGAGGAUGUAUUUACUCACUGGAAACAAAAUGAAUGUACAGAAGAAUUAGUGAAAGCAGCAUUGAGUCUACCGUUUAUCCGCAUGACUUAUGAUGAAGCUAUGACUCUCUUGCAAGACAAUUCCCAACACUUCCAGACCAAACCAUCUUUAGGGGAUGAUCUCGGGAAAGAACAUGAGUUGUUCUUAACUAAACAUGCUGGCAAUAGACCUGUGUUUGUGACUGACUGGCCCAAGAAAACAAAGGCUUUCUACAUGCGAGCCAGAGAUGACAAUCCUGAUGUGGUUCUAGGAGUGGACUUGCUCUUGCCAGACAUAGGUGAGGUAGCAGGAGGUGGCCUAAGAGAAGACAGACCACAGGUCCUUCGCAAAGAGCUCAAUGCACGUGGGCUCAUAGAAAACCUUCAGUGGUAUCUUGAUCUGCGUACUUUUGGGGGUGGAGCUCCCUCUGGGGGAUUUGGUGUCGGAUUUGAAAGAUUUCUGCAGUUUGUACUUGGUGUAAAUAAUAUCAAGGAUGUCAUUCCAUAUCCUAGAUGGGGAAAACACUGUUCUUGCUAAAGUGCAGAUAUUUUUGCCAUAAUGUAAAUAUUGUUAUACUAGUCACUUUUUGUAUAAAUAAGGAGGAUGAGCUAAUUAAAUGAAUAAAGAGGGAAAUUUC